This is a messenger RNA of Condylostylus longicornis, 2705 nucleotides long. RefSeq lists its product as uncharacterized. The record is from RefSeq and is a predicted model, not a curated record. The transcript is spliced from 13 exons. Lineage: Eukaryota; Metazoa; Arthropoda; Insecta; Diptera; Dolichopodidae. The coding region runs from base 104 to 2473 and encodes 789 amino acids.
GCGAUCGAAUGCAAAAGAAAGAAAGUUUAAUUUAUUGAGUCACAAUAUAAAAACACUAACAAAUAUUUCUAUUUGCACAAAAAAAAUAUAUUGUUAUUUUUAAAUGGCAAUAUUUUGUAUUGUUGAUUAUUUAAUGAAAAGAAAACAUAAAUUCGAUUUGACUAUUUUGUAUAAAACUGGAGCAUUUUUGCUAAUUAGCUUACAUCAAAUUUAUUUUACAUUUGCAACGGCUUUGUGCAGUUUUCCUGGAUGUCCAGCUCACGGUUCAAUAGUUUUUUCUAACGAAAUUUUGGAGGAUGGAACAAUUGCGUCCUAUUAUUGUGAAAGGGGAUUUGAACUUUUAGGACCAGUAAGAAAAAUAUGUGAAAAUGGUAAUUGGUCACCGUCAGGAAUACCGUUCUGCGUUAUAAACGUUGCAACCGGAAAAGCUCCAAUGCAAAUUUCAACAGAAGAGCAGGGCGUUUCACAAAAAGCAAUAGACAGCUCUACUUCAAUGUUUUUUGACAAAAAUACCUGUACGUUAACCAAAGCAGAGAAGCACCCAUGGUGGUAUGUUAAUUUGCUCGAGCCUUAUAUGGUGCAACUUAUACGAUUAGAUUUUGGAAAAUCAUGUUGUGGAAAAAAUCCUGCUAUUGUUGUAGUAAGAGUGGGUAAUAGCCGACCUGAUAUGGGUGUUAAUCCAAUCUGUAAUAAGUUUAUUGGUUUUAUUGAAGAAGGUCAACCGCUUUUUCUUCCAUGUAAUCCUCCUACCCCUGGGGCUUUUGUAUCAGUACAUUUGGAAAAUGACGAGCCUAAUCAUCUUUCCAUAUGUGAAGCGUUUGUCUACACAGAUCAAGCACUGCCCAUUGAAAGGUGUCCCAUAUUUAGAGAUCAACCCCCGGGUGCAACUGCAUCUUAUAAUGGGAAAUGUUAUAUGUUUUAUAACAAACAACUUUUGGGUUUUAAUUCUGCGCAGUCAUUAUGUGAAUCUAGAAAUGGUACGCUUAUCAAUGAAAUUAAUCCGGCUCUGCAAGGAUUUAUUAGUUGGGAACUUUGGAGAAGACAUCACGUUAGUUCGUCUUCACAUUUUUGGUUAGGAGCGGUGCGAAACAAAACUACAAAGAUUUGGAAAUGGAUUAAUGGUGGACAUGUUCUAGUAUCCUUUUGGAAUAAUAUAGAUAGUUAUGGCGACUGUGCUAUAUUUGACGGCUCUAAAGGAUGGUUAUGGAGUGUUGCGGAGUGCGAUAUGAAACUAAAUUUUAUUUGCCAACAUCAACCAAGUACGUGCGGAAAUCCUGAGCAGCCACCUAAUUCAACAAUAGUAGCCAACAAAGGUUUUGAAGUCGGAUCAAAAGUAUUUUAUUUUUGUGAUCCGGGUCAUCUUUUAGUUGGAUCUCCAGUUAGAGAAUGUUUAGAAACAGGAUUUUAUGGAGAAUUUCCACCUGUAUGCAAGUAUAUUGAUUGCGAUAGACCUGCUUCCAUACCUUUUGGUUCUUUUAUAUUGAUAAAUGAGACAACUACAUAUGAAUCUAUAGUUAAAUACUCAUGUAACCAAGGAUAUGAAAUAAAAGGCAAAAAUAUUUUAAAAUGUGACAUGGAUGGUAGAUGGAAUGGUCCUCCACCAAGUUGUCAGAUAACUGAAUGCGAAGCAUUGUCAACAGGUAAUAGGAACAUUAUUAUUGACAUUACCAAUGGAACACUUUAUCAAUCAAAAGCAAAAAUUAAAUGUAAAGAUGGUUAUAUCCUAGACGGUGUUAAUAUUUUAACUUGCAAGGAAGAUGGCCAAUGGGAUCAUUCUUUACCAGGAUGCAGGCAGAUAAGCAUAAAAUCUUCAACAACCAAAGAAAAUGUUUUUGUAAAAACCACAGCAAGAGGUAAAAUUGAUGAUCAUAAGGACAAAAAGGUUUUCAACAAAUUGAGUAAGAAUCAAGAUUCACGAAGGAAUACCUCAAAAAUUUCUAAUUUGAACAACAACAUUGAAACAAAAUCAAAACUUUUAAUAGAGAAUAAUGGCGUAAGUGCGAUAAAUGAUCACCAAAGAAACCAAAUUUCACAUGUAGAAACGACUGUAAAUACUAGAGGACACAACGUCAAACAGUCAAAAAGUUCAUUUAAACUUAAUUUCGCAUCUCUAGUUUCCGUAGGAGUAUUUGCAGGCUUUAUAUUGUUGUCAACAACAAUAACAUCAUUAGUGCUACUAUUUAAAAGAAUGCACUUAUCAAGGCGACAUUACAAGCAAAAGAGGUCGGCUGAUUGUAAGACAAUAGCUUCGAUAGAUAGUUCUUUAUCAAGUUCCACCAAUGGUUUAAAUAGAUACUAUAGACAAGCAUGGGAAAAUCUGCAUGAGUUUGCAAAUAAAAGCAAUUUAAAUUACAAUUAUGGGAUUAAAACAAAAAAAGAGUAUCCAGAAAGUCGGAAUAAGAGACACCAUCAUCAUCAUCAUCACCAUAGAAACGACCAAUGUAAUUUUGUUGCUCCAUCUAAAAGGCAUUAGAAACAAAGUUCGAACAUAAGCUUUUAUUUAUUAAUUUUUUGUAUUCAAAACGUUUAUAUUAUUUACAGCUAAAUGAUGUAUUUUACCUAAGUGUAGCAAACUAAUUACAUAUGCAAAACACGCUUAUAAAAUUUGUAAAUCAAAUUAAACAAAGUGAAAUACUGAGAGAUGUGUUUUGAUUAAAGUUAUACAUGCAUGAGGCUGCUUCCGGCAUAUUCAAAAUGAUGGCCAU